GAUUCUUUUGGUCCAGUAGUUGCAUGUUACUAUGCGCUUGCAAAAUCUGUCAUAAGCCCUGCUUUCGGUGCCUUGCCAACAAGGAGCGAGCUGAUUGUUGAUAAUUUACCGCACUGGAUUAGAGCGAGGGAGACGCGUCGUUUGAUUUAAGGGCUCAGUCAGCUCUGUCUACUGAGAAACACAUUUUUAGGACUUUCCAUUUUCUGAUUUGGUGACUUGACCUUUCUAAAAACCUUUCCAAGCGAUAAAGGGUAGCAGAUCCCUAAACAGGAUGUCGCUCAGCCAUAAAUGCGCAAACGGAGUCGUUGUCAGCGCUCAUGCCUGGGUUUUACGCAGGCACCGCGAUGCAAGUCAGUUUCACUUUCAGGAGGGAAAUGCUUCAGCCGGAACAUGAUUGCCAUUCAAAAUAUGUAUCGUUUGCGAUGCUGCUGUGUUUUUGAUAAUAAUUUUGUGGCUUACGAAGUGGCAUGGCAUCCAUGACGUCAUGGAGCAGCUGGAAGAGGAGCUGACCUGUCCGGUUUGCUGUGGACUCUUCGAGGACCCGCGGGUGUUGCUGUGCUCACACAGCUUCUGCAAGAAAUGCCUGGAUGGACUCUUGGAAGGAAUCAGGGGACCAGCUUUCAGAAUUCCCAUCAAAUGCCCCACAUGCCGCAAAGAAACCCCCCACAACGGCGCAAAUAGCCUGCAGAUCAACUAUUCUCUGCGCGGAAUAGUUGACAAGUUCAGCAAAAUAAAGGUGAUGCCAAAAAUGAAGGUUUGUAAACAACACUGUGACCAGCCCCUGAAUAUGUUCUGCGCAACUGAUUUGAGGCUCAUUUGUGGCUUUUGCGCAACGACGGAUGAGCAUAAAGGGCACGGAUUCUGCUCCCUGGAUGAUGCUUAUGAGCAAGAGAAGAAGGCAUUUGGAGAGCUGCAGCAUGAGGUGAAGAGCUGGAGGAGCGCGGACAUGCUGUCCUGUCUGGAGACACUACAAGCAAGUAAGAAAAAGGCGCUCCGGUCCAUCACCAAGGACGCAGAGAAAGUGGCAGACUAUUUUGAUAAACUCAUCAGUUCCCUCGAGUGCAAAAAGAGCGAGAUCCUGUCCGAUUUUGAAACCCUGAAGUUGGUGGUGAUGCAGGCGUACGACCCGGAGAUCACCAAGCUGAGCGCAGCGCUGGAGGAGCAGAGAGGUGCGCUCAGCAUCAUCGAAUCCUUCAGGAGCGCAUCCGAACCCCUGUGCUUUCUGCAGCAGAUGCAAGAGUUCCGAGAGAAAAUGAAAGUCCUCAAGGAGACUCCCCUGCCCUCACGCAAAGACAUGGACGUCGGGCCACUUGUGAGCGAGUUUGACGUGAAAAGGUGGGAUUCUCUCAGGCUCAGUGAAGUGGACAAGAUCUCAGUCCCGUGUGAGAGUGGUUCCAGAACGCGAUCCGCAUGGAUCACGGUGCGCAGAUGGAUCGUUUUAUUCCUGAUCACGCUGCCGAUGUCACUCCUCAUCCUGCCGCUGCUGCUGGACACUACAGAAAUGACCUCAAUGAUCCAAGUGUUUCCCACUAAACGUUCUUUGCACGCUGACGCCUACAUGCGAAAAGUGACUGAGAUAUGCGCAGAUAUGGUGGAUGCAGGUCAGGAAUAUGUCAACAAGUUCAUUGACAGCACUGUCCACUUUAUGCACAGAUGUAAAUUAUAAUCUUCAUUUCAUUUUAAAUAUAACAUCUAAAACUUAUAAUUUAGUGUUUACAAUCUGUCUUUUGCCUCAAACGAGCCUUAAAAUCAACCUCAUUUUUCAGUCCAACACUAAUUUACUUCACCUUUUACUAAAUCUGGUAUUCUUUUGUACCUUUUUUUAUAUAUCUGAACACAAAUAAACCCGAGAAAUUUGA
This is a messenger RNA of Nothobranchius furzeri (turquoise killifish), 1859 nucleotides long. It is a transcript of the gene trim13, whose product is annotated as tripartite motif containing 13. The record is from RefSeq and is a predicted model, not a curated record. Gene Ontology annotation, cellular component: cytoplasm. Lineage: Eukaryota; Metazoa; Chordata; Actinopteri; Cyprinodontiformes; Nothobranchiidae. Gene Ontology annotation, molecular function: ubiquitin protein ligase activity; zinc ion binding. Gene Ontology annotation, biological process: innate immune response; positive regulation of macroautophagy; protein ubiquitination.